Molecule: messenger RNA, 3264 nt
Organism: Sander lucioperca (pikeperch)
Lineage: Eukaryota; Metazoa; Chordata; Actinopteri; Perciformes; Percidae
Product: solute carrier organic anion transporter family member 5A1-like
Exons: 10
Coding region: 582-3242 (886 amino acids)
Biological process (GO): sodium-independent organic anion transport; transmembrane transport
Cellular component (GO): membrane
Molecular function (GO): protein binding
Source: RefSeq, a predicted model, not a curated record
UAACAUUAACGUGUUUUUGUCCGGUUUUAACCGCCUUGUCCUCGCGGGGCGUGGGUUAUAACUCGGACAUGAAGGUUUAAAGGCCCGUGUCGUCGCUACAGAGUGUCAGGGGUGUCAGGGAUGUGGCGCAUGAUCUGCGAGUUCAUUUCAUCCCUGCCGGCCCUGGAGCAACAACAGCAGCGUCCGGCUGAGAGAAGCCAUCGAGAGGAUAUGUUGUGCGGCCGCAGGGAGCCCCCGGCUCUGGAGCCCCGCCGCCGGUCGAGCUGAGGAGGUCUGAGCAGGUUCUCCAUCUCCGGAUUAGAUGCUGGCAGAAGGCAAGUGUGCAUGACAAGAUAAAACAGAGGCUGUCCAAGCCUACGCUGCAGAUAAGCAGAAGCUGUGAGUCUACUUUCCCCUUUUAGGUUGACAUUGUUGCUUUAUUUUGGGCCUCUUUGUGUGCCAGACUGUGUCCGUGGGAGUAGAUGUGCCUAUUAAUAAUACAUGUAAUGGGCAGCAGCCCCUGAACUCUAAAUGUAGGCUUGGAACUGGGGUGGUUGAUUUCUUCUAAACCCUUAAAAGAAAGGAGCUGUUGACUGGAAAUAAUGGCUGACCACGAGGAAGCGGAGUUGUCCGAGUCCCUUCAGAAGGAGGACGGGUUUUCCAGCGAAAUUGAGGAGCCAGGUACGGACUUCAAAUGUAAAAGUUUGCCUAUUUUAAAUGAAGAAGCGCCUCAAGAGGAAACCUUACUGACUAGUUCUGUGUCCAUAACUGCAGAAGAGAGCGCAGAAUGUAUCCAGCUCCAGGCCAAGACGGAGUCCUUUCAGCCAGAGUCCCCGACGAGGACAAACUACCUGGCCAAGCCGGGGAAGUCGGCGCUGAACAGGCCCAGCUCCUACAUGGAAAACACGGAGAUCCGUAGGAGUAAAAACCUGGCGAGAAGGAAGCCCCCGGGGUUUUUCGCUUCCAAGCUAGCUCGGAUUCGUCUUCCCACUAAGCAGUACCUGAGCGUCAUCCUACAGGACUCGCGCUGCUUCCUGUUCUGCAUGUGCUACCUGACGUUCAUCCAGUCGCUCAUGGUGUCGGGCUACCUCAGCAGCGUCAUCACCACCAUCGAGAAGAGGUACAGCCUGCGGAGCUCCGAGUCGGGCCUCCUUGUCAGCUGUUUCGACAUUGGGAGCCUCGUCGUGGUCGUCUUCAUCAGCUACUUUGGCGGGCGGGGCCAGAGGCCUCGCUGGUUGGCGGUGGGAGGGGUAUUUAUCGCAGUGGGUGCCGCCCUCUUCUCCUUGCCCCACUUCAUCUCGCCGGCCUACCAGAUCCAGGAGGUCAACUCGUCCUCCGGCAACGAGGGCCUGUGCAUGAACAGCAACGCCAGCGGCAGGGACCGCGUCGACAUCACUUCCUGUCCCCGGGACCAGGAGGGCAACGAGCACAACCUGUACGUGGCUCUGUUCGUCGUCGCCCAGAUCCUGGUGGGCAUGGGGUCCACGCCCAUCUACACGCUGGGACCCACCUACCUGGACGACAACGUCAAGAAGGAGAACGCCUCGCUGUAUCUCGCCAUCAUGUAUGUGAUGGGAGCACUGGGUCCAGCAGCUGGUUACCUGCUGGGAGGAGUCCUCAUCGGCUUUUACGUGGACCCCAAGACUGUGGUCAACAUCGAUCAAAGCGACCCCCGCUUCAUCGGCAACUGGUGGAGCGGGUUCCUGCUGUGUGCCGUGGCCAUGCUGCUGGUCAUCUUCCCCAUGUUCACCUUCCCUAAGAAGCUGCCCCCCCGACACAAGAAGAAGAAAAGGAGGAAAAAGCUGAGCAUGGACGACCUGUCUAGCGACGACGACGUCCUCAAGGAGAAGAGCAACAACAAGAGCCAGCCGGUCACCUCGUCCAUGGGCUUCGGGAAGGACAUCAAAGACCUGCCCAAAGCGGCAGUGAGGAUCCUGAGCAACGUGACCUUCUUGUUCGUCAGCCUCUCCUACACGGCUGAAAGCGCCAUCGUCACCGCUUUCAUCACCUUCAUCCCCAAGUUCAUCGAGUCUCAGUUUGGCAUCCCGGCCUCCAGCGCCAGCAUCUACACCGGUGUGAUUAUUGUGCCGAGCGCCGGCGUGGGCAUCGUCUUGGGCGGCUACAUCAUUAAGAAGCUGAAGCUGGGAGCUCGCGAGUCGGCCAAGCUGGCUAUGAUCUGCAGCGGAGUCUCCCUGCUCUGCUUCUCCACGCUGUUCAUCGUGGGCUGCGAGAGCAUCAACCUGGGAGGAAUCAACAUCCCCUACACCACCGGACCGACUCUCACCAUGACCCAGAGGAACCUGACCGGAGGUUGCAAUGUGAACUGCGGCUGUAAAAUCCACGAGUACGCUCCAGUCUGUGGCUCCGAUGGCAUCACGUACUUUAACCCCUGCCUGGCCGGCUGCAACAGCGUGGCCAACGACAGCACCGGGAUCCGUAACUACUCGGACUGCGCCUGCGUCCAGAGCCGGCAGGUCAUCACGCCGUCGUCCAGCGGCCAGGGCAGCAACCAGCUGCAGCUCGUCAUCGUCAAGACCUACCUGAACGAGAAUGGCUACGCCGUGUCGGGGAAGUGCAACCGCACGUGCAACACCCUCAUCCCCUUCCUCGUCUUUCUCUUUAUCGUCACGCUCAUCACUGCCUGCGCCCAGCCCUCCGCCAUCAUCGUCACCCUCAGGUCUGUAGCGGAGCAGGAGAGACCGUUCGCUCUGGGAAUGCAGUUUGUUCUCCUCAGGACUCUCGCCUACAUCCCGACACCCAUUUACUUCGGCGCCGUCAUCGACACCACCUGCAUGUUGUGGCAGCAGGACUGCGGCGUCCACGGCUCCUGCUGGGAGUACGACGUCACCUCCCUGCGCUUCGUCUACUUCGGCCUCGCCGCCAGCCUCAAGUUCUUCGGCUUCCUCUUCAUCUUCCUCACCUGGUACUCCAUCAAGUACAAGGAGGAGCGGGUGGAGCGCUGGGUCAAGCGCCACCUGUCGCCCGUCGACACCGUGGGCAGCCUCGUCUGCCACCCGGGCGGCCACAAGGGCCACGCCCGCACCCGCUCCUGCCCCGUCAACAUCCCCCGCACCGACCCCAGCGCUCUGCACGCCAACGGGCCGCUGCGUGCCGGCCCCCUCAACCGCGGCGUCAGCACCCAGAGUUGCCCCGGGGACGAACUAAAGGCAGUAACUCCUCCCCCUGCGGCGGCACCCUCACCUGCCGCGCCGCCUGCCCCCGCGCCGGCCCGUUCGCUGGAACACGUUUCAGUCCGGGUCUGAGCUCCUGCGAGGCAGGUCUCCC